Messenger RNA from Cyprinus carpio (common carp), 3486 nucleotides. RefSeq lists its product as uncharacterized. Gene Ontology annotation, molecular function: RNA polymerase II cis-regulatory region sequence-specific DNA binding; DNA-binding transcription factor activity, RNA polymerase II-specific. The record is from RefSeq and is a predicted model, not a curated record. Gene Ontology annotation, cellular component: nucleus. Gene Ontology annotation, biological process: regulation of transcription by RNA polymerase II. NCBI's taxonomy places the organism in Eukaryota, Metazoa, Chordata, Actinopteri, Cypriniformes, Cyprinidae.
GGCGUGGCGCUGUGACGUCACAAGGCUGCGCCGGUCUGUUGUGCUUCGGCUGAAGAAAGGUUUGUGGCUUUAAGCAUUUAAAGCAUACGGGCUAGUUUUGUUAUUACAGAUGAUGUAAAAUGGCUUAUUUAUUAUCGCAUGUAACAUUGCAGUGCUUCAUCCAACAUGUUUAGCCUUAUUCAGAGAGUAAAGCAGAUGAAGAUGGAGUUUAUUAAAGAGGAGAGCGAAGACUUGAAGAUUGAAGAUGCAGUCCGUGUGCAACAAGAAGAAGCGGAGGCUCAGACAGGCCUGAUGCUGCUGAAAGAGGAGAGUGAAGUACAAGAUGAAAUGGAAGAAAAAGAUCACUGUAAGAAAUAUCAUGAUAUCAUAACUGAAGUAAAGUCUGAAAAGAGUUCCUCACGAAAAAGUAAUUUCACCUGCCAACAGUGUGGAAAGUGUUUCUCCACAAAAGGAAACCUAAAACUCCACAUGGACCUUCACACUGGAGAGAAGCCUUACGCCUGCCAGCAGUGUGGAAAGUGUUUCACUAAAAAAGGAACCCUUAAAGGCCACAUGAGCAUUCAUACUAGAGAAAAGCCUUACACAUGCUCUCAGUGUGGAAACGGUUUCACCCAGCAAGGAAGCUUUAACAGGCACAUGAGAGUUCACACUGGAGAGAAGCCUUACACCUGCAAACUGUGGUGGUAAGAGCUUCACGACAAAACUAAAACCUUAAGUAUCACAUGAACAGUCACACUGGUGAGACUUCAUUUACAUGUGAUCAGUGUGGAAGGAGCUUCAGACAUAAGGUAACCCUUAAAAAGCACAUGAAGGUUCACGCAAGAGAAAGCAGUUUUACAUGUCAUCAGUGUGGAAUGAGUUUCUCAGACAACAAACACCUUAAGAAUCAUGUGAUAACUCACACUGGAGAGAAACCUUACAUGUGCCUGCAAUGUGGAAAGACUUGCUCAAACAAUACAAACCUUGGUGUUCACAUGAGAAUUCACACUGGAGAGAAGCCUUUCACCUGCCCUAAUUGUGGAAAGAGCUUCAGAUUUGUAGGAAACUUUCAGACUCACAUGAGAGUUCACACUGGAGAGAGGCCUUUCACAUGUCUCGAGUGUGAUCAGAGUUUUACGUAUCAGAGAGACCUGAAACGUCAUUUGUUAACUCACUCUGGAAAGGAAUUCUAGUGAUCGUCUGUGGCAAGAGGUUUACAAAUUUCAGAAAUCACCUGUGGAUUCAGUCUGGAGAAAGGCACAUUUCUUAUGAAAUAAAUUUCUUGUCAUUAGGGGGCAGUUGUGGUCUAAUGGUUAGAGAGUCCGACUUCGAGUCUCGGGUCCGGCCGGGAGGUAGUGAAUAUCAGCGCUCUCUUCCACCCUCAAUACCACAACUGAGGUGAGACCCUUGAGCAAGGCACCGAACCCCCAACUGAUCCCCGAGCGCCACAGCAUUGGCUGCCCACUGCUCCGGGUGUGUGUUCACUACUGUGUGUGUACACUUGGAUGGGUUAAAUGCAGAGCACAGAUUCCAAGUAUGGGUCACCACACUUGGCCUCACUUCACAAAGAUACACCUGAAACCCUAUGUGUGUUCUGUGUGAAAAGGCUCUGCAAUUGAAAUGGGACCAUAAAGUACUAGUGAUGCCGUGAAAUUUCAACAACAAAAUUUUGCUGAAGUUUAAAUAUUGAACAGUUUCGAGAGACACCCUCUAAUUUCAUUGUAUGGAGAUAUCUUUCAUUUCAUUGUAUUCACAUUAGUCUCUUGGAAUCAAAUUGUCAUUUCACAGAAGAACAGAAGUUUAUCUUACAAUGUAAAAGACAACAUUAUAAAAAAUAACAUUUAAUAACAUUGUUGGGGUUCAUCUGGUGGAUCCAGCUGUGGGUUUUGCCUUCGUUAAACAUUCUAGUAGUCCUACUGCUGAUCCUAAGUAUUUCUAGCUUAUUUCACAAAGUGCAUUCAGAAAAUAUUAAAACUCCUUCAUUUUUUUUUUUUCACCUUUUAUGUUGUAAUGUUUAAACCUCUUAAUUAGCAAUGAUUGAAGGUCUUGAAACCUUUGGUCUACAGCAGUGGUUUCCAAUCUUGUGCACAUCUUGUAUGUAUCCCUAAUUAAAUGCACCUUGAUACAAAUGGUAACCAGUGCCGAGAGAUAAACACAGGUGUCACACAGGCUCAUUUAAGACCGGGGCUGGUUGCACCAGCUGGAUGUACACCCGGUUGUAAGACUAGGCUGGACGUAAAAUGCACUUUAAGUUGUGCGUAGAAUUUUUACCCAUUGCUCCAUCUCGGCAUAGUGCUAUGUCUGAGACUAAAUCUUACGCCUAGUCAGAGGUAGGUAUAAAGUGAAAAGUCAUGAUUUGCUCGGACAUUAUAUGUUUUUAGGAUUCAUUCUUACUGCAGACGUGAACUGUAAUGUUUAUGGUCUUUUCGGGCAGGAGGAGGGGGGGGGUUUCAGCCAAAGAAAGAUGCCAGUAAAGUCACAUUUAUUUCAGGAAAGACAUUCGUUGUACAUAAGCUUGAUAGUCAGCUAUAAAAAAAUAAUUCUAGAGAGAAGCAUUGUAUUACAUUUAUUAUAUUUUACUUAACCUUGAUGAAAUAUGUCAUGGGAGUGUGCAGGGAGACUUCGGAUAUAAAAACGUGGACUUGUUAGGAAAUGUUUACUCAAUGAAAUCAUGGUGCGGUGGCUUCACUUGUUAUGAUGUCUUGAGUAAUUCAGUUCUAUAGGUCUAUUAGUAGUUAUAGCUGAGACGACGUUCACACCACAAUAGCUACAUCUAUAACUGUGGGAGAAUGUGCAGGUGUAGACACACAUUGUCUGCGCCGGGCGUAGUUGCGCCUGAUCGUAGUUUCAGUUGGUGCAACAGGUGUAAAUAUUUAUCGUAAAGCUGGACGUUGCAAAGCCCAGCGUAGAGCUUACACCCAGCUUUUUUACGUCUGGAUGGUGCAACCGGCCCCAGUCAUGCUGCGGUGUUCAAAAUAACAUCCAUCUCCUCUAAAAAGGUGACUAGUUGACCUGGAAGGUGAUGAAUUGCAACAAUAUGGAGUUUUACAGGACUUACUACAGUAACAGCAUGAAAUACUCUUCUCUAUGCAAAAAUAAUUAUUUUGUAAGUUGUGUAUUUCCAGUUUUGUUAGAAAUAAGACACCCUCCCAACCUGAUGAGGGGUUUGAAAGAAAGAGAAAAGCAGUAGAUGUUUCUCUCUUCAGGUUGAAUCCAGGUCUUAAAAUACAUGUUUCAGCAUAAAUUUGGCUCUUGAAUUCAAAGCUUUACAAAUCUUUUGUUUCGAAUCAGUGGUUCAGAGUGCCAAAAUCACAUGAUUUCAGUAAACGAGGCUUUGUCAUGUCAUAAGUGUUUUGAAACGUCAAUAGUUCAGGGGAGUUUGGCAGUUUGAUAUGCGAUCCUGAACCACUGAUUUGAAACAACAUUUGUAAUGCUUUGAAGCUUCAUUAAGCAGUGUUUUGAAAUUGCCCAUCACUAGAUAUUGUGGAAUAAAUUGUGGAUAAAGUC